Paralichthys olivaceus (Japanese flounder) is the source of this 2489-nucleotide messenger RNA. The record is from RefSeq and is a predicted model, not a curated record. Lineage: Eukaryota; Metazoa; Chordata; Actinopteri; Pleuronectiformes; Paralichthyidae.
UUAAAAUCAUGAGAUAAGAUAAAACUUAAUUGAUCCACAAGCAGCAGACAGGUCACAAUGAGGCAGGCAAAGAGAAUGCAAAUAUAAAAAAAGGAACAAUUAACCUUUCACUGUGUGAGGAGAUAUCGUGCAGAUGACACCAAAGUGCAACAGUAUAUAAAUUCUCUGUAAGAAAUAGUGAAAGUCAUAAAAGUAGAGCGACAUGAGGAAACACCAGUGCAGCCUUUUAUUCUUCAGCUUCUUCGCUGCUCCUCUUUUCUCUCUCCUCACAUCGUCUAUAGGCUCUUUCACAAUUAGCCGGGAUCAUUUGCACAUGUAUGCGGGGGUGUGGGGGGGUGGAGGGGGGGACUCCGGUUAUGAAUGGGUGCAUCUCCCCGCAGGUCCCGCCUCUUCCGCCCUGGUUUGCGGGCCAAUCGGCGGCGGCGGUGCGCAUGGACGGGACGUCGCGUCAGCUGCCGUCGUGUCGGGAUUGGAAUGUGAGCGACUAAACAAUCGGAACAACUGAGCGCUCAGUGAUCGGACGCCAGGAUCCAGGAAUCCCGUCGUUUUUCGAAAGGUUUUUUUUUUUUUCCCCUCACGUAUUCGCACGAGCGCGACCUCCGCGCCCGCUCCCCCUCCGGCGUCUCCACCGGGCAACUCGGCGCGGCUGCGUGGCUCCACCGCCGCGGAGGCUUUUUUUUUUUUUUUGAUUCAACGUGCGCGGAGGUUGUGAGAAAUAAGAAGCAGAGACAUGCAGGGAUUCGUCAGGUUACACUUGCGCCGCUGAGCUGCUCCUGCUUCGCCUUUCGCUCGCCGCCUCUCCCCACACGGGACCAUGGAGCGAUAGAAGAGCGGGGGACUGGACGAAUUCACCCCGAGGAUCCGAGCCCGGCGGCGGCGGCGGCCACGGCCACAGCGACGGGGGCUUCUUGAGUUCCCCACCGGGGUUAUCGUACCUUUCCGUCUGGGAGAGCCUCGGGGACCCCUGCCGCUGUUCAUCUCCGAGGAGGAGUUCCCGGACAGUUUUCCAUGUGAACGCCCGCUCUCCCUCGCACACAGGCGGGCUGAAUGAGGCUGAGGACGGAGCUUCUGCCUAGGAUUUUGAUCCGAAAGGGUCCGGGCACCGCCGAGCCGUUUAGGUGCACCCCAGCCCCGCCGCAGGCUCCCAGCGACAUGGUGAAACUCUACCGAAGAGGGAGGAAGGGGCAACACUUUUAAAAUCGCCCACAUGCACUGGAUCAAUUGCUGGAUUUGGGAACCGAAUACUCAGAAGGGGGGUUGGGGAUCCGUGGAGGCUGCCGGAGGAUGGAGCGGUGCAGCCGGGGUUGGUGAGCGCCUGACUUCGGGCCACUUUACAUUUCUUCUUCCUAAACAACUCGCUCCCAGGACACAUGCAGGCCAAAAAACGCUACCUGAUCCUGCUCUCCGCUGGUGCGUGUCUGGUGCUUCUCUUCUACCUCGGAGGGAUUCAACUUCCAGCGGCGAGCAGGAGCCGGCAUGACCGCAGCCGGAAUGGAUACCGGCCGGACCAGCCCUGGCCCCACUUCUCCGACCCUUUACACCCUUUCCUGCCCUGGGAUCAGACGGACACCGAGGAGUACAACGUGCACAUAUCUCCCAACCAGAAGAGGGACGUCAACACCAGUGUUUACAAAAGCAAACGGUGCCGCAUGGACUCCUGCUUCGACUUCUCUCUGUGCCAGAAGAACGGAUUCAAAGUUUAUGUGUACCCGCAGCAGAAGGGGGAGAAGAUCUCCGAGAGUUAUCAGAAUAUUUUAUCCGCUAUCGAAGGGUCGAGGUUUUACACGUCGGACCCCGGACAAGCGUGUCUGUUCGUCCUGAGUCUGGACACUCUGGACCGGGACCAGCUGUCCCCGCAAUACGUCCACAACCUGAAGACCAAGGUGCAGAACCUGCCCCUGUGGAACGACGGCAGGAACCACCUCAUAUUUAACUUGUACUCUGGGACGUGGCCGGACUACACGGAAGAUCUGGGCUUUGACAUCGGCCAGGCCAUGUUGGCCAAAGCCAGCAUCAGCACCGAGAACUUCAGGCCCAACUUCGACGUGUCCAUCCCCCUCUUCUCCAAGGAGCACCCGCGCACCGGCGGAGAGAGGGGCUUCCUCAAGUACAACUCCAUCCCGCCUUUCAGAAAGUACAUGCUGGUGUUCAAGGGGAAGCGCUACCUGACCGGUAUCGGCUCGGACACCAGGAAUGCCUUAUAUCACGUCCACAACGCGGAGGACGUGGUGCUGCUCACCACCUGCAAGCAUGGCAAGGACUGGCAGAAGCACAAGGACGCGCGCUGUGACAGGGACAACGCGGAGUAUGACAACCUGUGCUGUAGUCGACAUUUUGUUGACACGGAGCAAGAGCCGGUAACUGAUCUUCUGGGCCAAGUGAAGAAAAACCCGGCUAAACUUCCUCUCCACCUUAUCUCGGUAAAACACCAUCAUGAGAGGAAACUAGGAGCAAUCACCCGAACACCAGCCUGACAGUGGCCUGCCGUC